UAAUCGCCGCCCAGAAGGAAGGAGGGCGGCUGUGCGAGAAGCUGCUAUGGUGCUUAGUUCCCCGGCAGAGCCGACCGAGACGCGGCGGUCGCGGCCAUGAAGAUCUGUCUUCCUAUGGGGUGGUGGCAUUGUGGUCAACUAGACGACAAGCAACUGUUGGUCUGCUGUGCUGGUGACUGGCCUGUUAACAAGACCAAUAGGCGACAGAGCUAAAGUCAUGCUUUCAAAUUGGUGCGGGUGCCACGUCUAUGUGGGCUUCAUGCUGUGGGCUGCUGAAUGAAGUCAUGGGAACUGGAGCUGUCCGGGGCCAGCAGUCAGGAUUUGCAGGAGGCACUGGUCCAUUCAGAUUUGCACCAAACUCUGAUUUUUCCACUUACCCACCAGCACCUACGGAAGGGCCUAAUAUAGUUUGCAAAGCCUGUGGACUUUCGUUUUCAGUCUUUAGAAAGAAGCAUGUGUGCUGUGACUGCAAGAAGGAUUUUUGCUCCGUCUGUUCAGUCUUACAAGACAAUCUCCGUAGAUGUUCCACUUGUCACUUACUACAAGAGACGGCCUUUCAGCGCCCACAGUUAAUGCGACUAAAAGUCAAGGAUCUCCGGCAGUAUCUCAUUCUUCGAAACAUCCCCAUUGACACCUGUCGAGAGAAGGAAGACUUGGUAGAUCUCGUACUCUGCCACCGCGGGCUGGGCUCUGAGGACGACUUGGACACGAGCAGUCUGAAUUCCUCACAGUCCCAGACUUCUAGCUUUUUCACACAUUCAUUUUUUUCAAACUACACAGCCCCUUCUGCUACUGUGUCUUCGUUUCAGGGAGAGCUUAUGGGUGGAGACCGGACCUUGGCAUCUGGAGCGCUGGCACAGGUACAAAGUGAAAUAGCUUCAGCAAACACAGAAGAAGAAGAAGAAGAAGAAGAUGAUGAUGAUGAGGAUGAUGAAGAUGACGAAGAUGAUGAGGAUGAUGACGAUGAAGAAAACUUGGAGGAGCGGAUGCCCGGCCUCUCCAAGAAGCGAGUGAGAGCUUCGCUCUCUGACCUGUCGAGCCUUGACGAGGUGGAAGGGAUGAGCGUGCGGCAGCUGAAGGAGAUCCUGGCUCGGAAUUUUGUCAACUAUUCUGGCUGUUGUGAGAAAUGGGAGCUGGUAGAGAAAGUAAACCGGUUAUACAAAGAGAAUGAAGAAAACCAAAAGUCAUAUGGUGAGCGGCUGCAGCUGCAGGAUGAGGAAGAUGACAGCCUGUGCCGUAUCUGCAUGGACGCCGUCAUCGACUGUGUCCUGCUCGAGUGUGGGCACAUGGUCACCUGCACCAAGUGCGGCAAGCGCAUGAGCGAGUGUCCCAUCUGCCGGCAGUACGUGGUGCGCGCCGUGCAUGUGUUCAAGUCCUGAAGCCUAGGUUCUUCCCGACAGGACGCUCGCCCCACGCUUGAUCCCAGACAUUUCAAUGCACAGAAGGGACUGGAAACUUACUGUUCAGAGGCUGAGACUAUUUUUAAAGAUUAUUUUCACUACUAGGGACAGAAAGAUUCGAUCCUAAGUUGUGGCAACAUUGGUCCAUGCCAUGCACCUAUCAGCCUGUGGACAAGCCGUUUCCCAGGUUUUGCUGGGUUUCAUCCCAUGUCCAUGAUCACUAAUUGCUGACGAAGUCAGACUGCUUACAGCGUCAGCUACUGCUCCCUUUGGAGAACACUUAUCCUGUUCUCUUAUUUCUCCUUCAUCCUAUUUUUAACUUAAACUACUCAGAUGUUUGAAACUUCUGUUCUUUGGAUGAGAUCACUGUCCACAAGUGGCCAACACGGUACACGCUGAGCAGUGGCCUCUCUAAUGUUCACUUUAUUAGUCAUGUAUAUUUUAAAUGCUACUAUUUGAUGAAUGUAAGUUUCCACAUUGUUGCUAUUUCUGCGUUUAAACGUAAUUGGGAACAAAGGACAUUCUAUAGUCAACUGCCAGGGCCUUAGAUUCAACAUGUCCAUUUCUGUUCAGGUACAGCUUUUUAGAGUAAGGGCUGCCUCUAGCUUCGUUCAUUAGAGAAGUGUGUGUGUUAAAAUCUUUAUUCACGUGUAAUCAGUUUACACUGUUUUGUAUAGUGAAAGUGUAUUUUCAGUGCUACUGCUAGCUAAUUUGAACUUUAGGAAUAAAAUUAGAUUUUAAAAAAUGCUUUUGCUUACAUUGUCCUAGCCAGUUUCUAAUUCACUUGGGUACAGCAUGAAUGGGUGUCUGCGCCUGGUGUAGUACCUUUCUUCACAUGGGGACAGGAGCACCUUCAAAGCCUUGCAGUGAUCUACCUUUGCUGCUGACUCCCCAGUAAGGUUAACUACAGAUUUGCUGUUGACUAUGACCAGGUAUUGUGCCGAGUGCUUUCUAGUGUUCUCUAGCAUUCUGAAAUAGAUGUUGCCUUGCUUUGCAAAUGGAGAAACUGAGAAGUUAAAGAACUUGUUUAAGAUCUUAAAAAGUAGCCAGGAUGCCUGGCUGGCUCAGUUAGAAGAGCAUGGGACUCUAGAUCUUGGGGUCAUGAGUUCAAGCUCCAUGUUGGGAGUAGAGCUUACUUAAAAAGUGGGUGAAUUAUUUGGGAUGUGAAUGUCUCUUAAUAGAGCGGUUACCAAAAAAGUGAUAAUAAAAUAUUUGAUACUUGA
Molecule: messenger RNA, 2623 nt
Organism: Herpailurus yagouaroundi (jaguarundi)
Lineage: Eukaryota; Metazoa; Chordata; Mammalia; Carnivora; Felidae
Gene: RNF34
Product: ring finger protein 34
Exons: 7
Coding region: 249-1379 (376 amino acids)
Biological process (GO): protein K48-linked ubiquitination; negative regulation of extrinsic apoptotic signaling pathway via death domain receptors; proteasome-mediated ubiquitin-dependent protein catabolic process
Cellular component (GO): cytoplasm; plasma membrane
Molecular function (GO): ubiquitin protein ligase activity
Source: RefSeq, a predicted model, not a curated record